AUGUCGCGUAGCUCUUACAUCAGUCGCAAGCCACUGCCUCCUAUACCCUCGAACCGUGUCGAGUUUCUGGAGAACGAAAAGGAAGAGAUAAGAAAACUACCAAAGCCAUGGAUUCCGAUUACCCUCGGGCCAAUAUACAUGGGCGUCCUUAUCCUGGCGACUGCUGGCUUGAUAGUAGUCAUCCAAUUGCUCCUCAGCAUCAGCCAGCGCGAUCAGGGCAUCUUGUUCGCCAAGGAUAUCAACGCUUUACCGUUGUCUCGGUCGUUCGGCUACCUGUAUCUGCCAACCAUCAUAUCUGUUGUUUACAGCUUUCUGUGGACUUGGGUUGAUCUGGAUGUCAAGCGGCUGGAACCGUACUUUCAGCUUUCAAAACCUAGUGGAGCCGUAGCUACCACUUCCAUCCUGCUGAGCUACCCUCUGGAGUUCUUGGCGGCUAUACCUUUCAGUGCUUACAAGAAUAAACACUGGUCGGUGUUGGCCGCUUCUGUCGCCAUGAUAUCCGUCCUGUGGGGUUUAACUCCGACGCAAGCGGGUAUCUUUGCCGUGAGGACGAUCAGGGUCGAAGGAAACGUGCAAGGAUCCUUUUCGAAGUCAUACACGCCCAUAAGUCAACAAGGAAACCUGACAGCUAUCUAUGCGCAGUCAGUCUWCAACAUCGCUUGGCUGAACGAGACUCUGCCUGCUUACAUGACAAAAGACUAUGUCAUCGCAGCCUUUGGACCAUCCGAUGCACUCAUUCCCGACGCCACCAAUAUUACAUACACGGGGAGCACAAAGAUGUACAGCCUAGAUGUUUCAUGCGAGACCGCUGUAUUGACUAACACGUCGGGAUCGGUCAAAUAUAACACUUCGCAARGAUGUAGCUUCUAUGCUCCAUCGUUUCGACCCGUUGGAGGAAACGAUACAUCGAAGCCUUUUGACACCAUGUAUGUUGGUUAUCAGAACUUGAAUGGAGUAGCAGACUAUUAUUUGUCGUACGACUGCGAUGAAAGGUUCUUUCAUAGCUUUUUCGUUCGCUGGUCAAAAGCCACUGUGGCAGCGAUCGAAUCUGGCGACAUGGAUGGCUCCCCAAGCCCAUCGCAAGCAGCUGCCACGUCGCUAUUUUGCACUCCUACGUACUACCAGCAAGAGGUGAAUGCAACCAUUAGUUGGCCAUCCAAAUCCGUGCUCCAGGUCAGAUCUGAUAGCGAGAAGCUUCCUUUACCCGAUGACUUAUUCAACGUCAGCGCUCUGGAGUGGACCAUGAACUCUGGCGUGACGAAGUUGCCUACCAGAAGCACGUUCCCAAGGACCGGAUUUCCGGACCAGAAGUCACAGCUGAUGAACGUGCCUCUGAAUCUAGCAUAUAUCCCUAGAAUGGCCCCUUUUGCAAUCGCAACAUAUCAGCGCCCCCUCGAGGACUACUUAGAUGCCGAGACUUUGCGGCUAUCGUACCAAUCAGCAUACCGUUUGCUUUUCGCCCGACAGAUGGUAGACAUCUUGGCCAAGGGUAUCAGUGGGGGCGAUGAUUCACCACUGGAGCGCUCAUAUACUACACAGGCCGUAGUGUUGAUCCCCGAGUUCUCCUACGCGGCUACGUGCAUAUUGUCGUUCGUGCUCAUACUUGCGGCUGGUCUUCUACUAUACACUCCACGGAGAGCGAAUGAACUAAGAAGUGACCCUGCAACGAUCGGCGACCUUAUGGAUCUUACCAUGGGUGAAAGAGGAACCCUCGAGCGUUUCAUGGACCUGGAUUAUAAGAGCACUGCAGAUGUUCAGAAGGCGUUAGAACGAACAUCGUUUCGCCUUACCGAGACAAAGAUACGAGUGCGAUCCCCUGAACGUAGGGCGGAAGAACCACUGCUUUCUACAACCACGACUACUGGGUCAAGUGAUCCACUGGAGUCUAUACCAACGACGCCCAGCGAUCGACCAUCCCGAGGUGUGAGGCCAGCUGAAAUGAAAAUCGGGAUAGGAAUUGCAUUCCUCGCGGUCCAAGUCGCAGCAUUGACAACUUUCCUAGUGCUGUACCUCCUAGCCAAAUACAACAACGGUUUGGCUCUCCCUUCAGGCUCGACUUUCGUGCGACAACUCGUUCAGAAUUACAUCCCGAUAGCGCUGGCUACUUCGAUAGAGCCAUUCUGGCUCAUCCUUAACCGACUUCUCUGUCUACWCCAGCCAUUUGAGGAGCUUCGCAAAGGGAAUGCCUCUGCCUCGAGAUCGGUCGACCUAGACUAUAGCUCUUUCCCACCACAGCUGUUGCUUGGAAGAGCUAUACGCUCAAAGCACUUCAUCCUAGGACUUGUGUCUCUCAUGGUACUCUUAGCUAAUGUAUUGGCGGUCGCGCUGAGCGGUCUAAUGUACGAAGGGACCAGAAUAAUUGCGACUGCAGCGGAGUUUCCGCUGCCCCACGCAGCACGGUUUGGCGUCUUGAAUGGUACAGGCCUCCCCUUCAACACGGACGUGGCCAGCAAUUGGCAGGGUGGCACAACAUCAGAUCCAUUCUAUCGCCAGAUGUCGAACUUGACAGCGAAUACCUCUUUGCCGGCCUGGUCUGACCAGCGUCACGCGUUCUUGCCGGCCAAUCUAGUUUCGCCCGACGACAAUACCACCUUUCGAAUGACCACAUGGUCGUUCGGUGCGGAUUUGAAUUGCCAAACUCUCGAAUUGUCUGGACCGCAACAUUACACUUUAGCAUUCUCGGAUGAUGCGAAUGAUGCUAAUCUGACUGUUAUCUUGRGCCAAAAUGGAUCGAACGUCGCUUGUACGAACUUCGAAGGCAGUACGACAUCAUCAGCCCUGAGAGUCCUAGGUCCGCUGUCUGGCCAUGUGGCACUGGAGAUCAACUCGAUGCUCUCUAGCAACAGGACUACAGAAGAUGAUUUGUUAUGCAGACAACACAUCGUCGCUGGAUGGGUUCGUGCCGACUGGGAAGUCAUGACUGGCAAAGGAGCUGGCAGAUCUGAGGGCGGAUACCCAAAGAUGCGUACAACAUCAAGGAAUGAGACGAUGCUCCUCUGCUCACCAAAAAUCAUGAUUGGCACAGCCGAGCUUGUCGUAGACGGCAAAGGCAACGUUCAAGAGUCAUCGUCUACGACAAUGGAAACCGGUCAGAUUGAUGCAUAUUUCGCCAGCUCGCCAUCAGAUCUCAUUGCCCAGGCCAAUCAGUUCCUAGUGGACAGUGGAAGCACCUGGCACAACGACUCGAAUCCAUCGGACUUUGUGAAUUAUCUGAUAGCAACAAGGACCAACGACUUCUCUCUGCUCGAUGCCUCCGGACCUGUGCCAAAGCCUGAGAGUGCAGCAGAGCAAUUUGCUGAAACUUACAAUCAGCUUUUCGCGACUCUUGUUGGAUCCAAUGCUGAUCUACUGUUCGAGAAGUCGUCGGAUGACAGCAAAGUCUCGGGCGUCAUCCUUCAGCCCGAAACUCGCAUACUGUUCUCAGAAUCAGCUUUCGCGGUGACCCAAGCGAUUUUGGCAUGUUACAUCAUUACGACCAUAUUCUUCUUUGCGCGACGGCCUUGGCGGAUCCUUCCUCGACUUCCUUCUACCGUCGCAUCGAAUAUUGCCUAUUUCGCUGCAAGUCGCGCAAUCGAUGAUCUUCAUUCAGCGAGACAUGUCUAUCGAGACGCGACACCGAAGAACGUGAGAUCAUAUUGGAAGUGGGGAUAUGGGGUGUUCAGAGGCAGAGAUGGUUCUAGCCAUCUCGGGAUUGAGAGAGAACYUCUGGUCACAAAGUUGAGAGAGAGUACUGCAAAAGUCAAAGUCGCGCAGAAAAGUUGA
Messenger RNA from Ramularia collo-cygni, 3762 nucleotides. RefSeq lists its product as uncharacterized. Bases 1 to 3762 code for a protein of 1253 amino acids. The transcript is spliced from 3 exons. The record is from RefSeq and is a predicted model, not a curated record. Lineage: Eukaryota; Fungi; Ascomycota; Dothideomycetes; Mycosphaerellales; Mycosphaerellaceae.